This is a messenger RNA of Cooperia oncophora, 1080 nucleotides long. The record is from the annotation of a GenBank genome assembly. Lineage: Eukaryota; Metazoa; Nematoda; Chromadorea; Rhabditida; Trichostrongylidae.
AUGAUGAUCGAUGACCUACUUGCAGUACUAGAUAGCAAAAACGUGUUGGAGAAAAAAAGCGAUGUAGUCACUUUGAGAGUGAUACUUGGUGGAGAAGGUGUGAAAUAUCUAUCCGAGUUCGCUAGGUAUGGAAAUGAGCAUAGCGAUGAGAAUGGAUUGCAGCUGAUCUGUCGACUGUUUGGUUUGAUUCUGGAGGAAUUGAGGAAUGCACAAGAAGACACUAUCGAAUCGCGCGAUCUUCAGUCGUUACUGAUGGAAGUUGUGCGAUGUAUUCGUACUAUAGUCAAUACUUACCCUGGACUCGAGCUAGUCUUGCAACGUGACUCACGCGCUAUCGGUCGACUUAUUGAAGUUCUAUGUGCCAUCAAUAAGCGAAGACCUAGAGAAGGAGAAGAGACUGAAGUGGCUCGUGCGUUGAGAGCCGAAACUGUAAAAAUACUUGCGUCACUCGGUAUGGUUAAUCAGGAAACUACGAAAAAUAUUCAAAUGGAGAUGACGGGUGCCCAGAAAAUGAUCAAGGAACUUACGCUGUUGUCGGCUAGAACCAAGCAGCCACGAUUCAAACCCAUUUUGGAUUGCCUUCGAUUUUGCAAAGAAUGUGAUGUGGACCACGUGUACCGAAUUCUUAUCAUCAUCAAUCUGUUGAUCCAUAGUAGCGAUCGUGAGCUAGGUGAAGAUCAAGCAUGGCAAACACGAAUGGCUCUUCGCUCCGAGCUGAUGAGAGCUGGUUUCGGGAAGUAUAUCCCGCACAUAGUCCUACUGUCCAAGAGCGAUGAGCGGAUUGGAGAGGUCUACAGUGCCUUCACUUCCAUCCAAGACGACGAUUUCAAUGAACUCGUAGCCCGGUUUGAAACCCUGUUAUCAUACUUCCGCUUGAUUGAAAGCUGUGUGAACGAAAUCGUUCUACAUAAGAAUGGCGUUGAUCCAGACUUUGAUUCGCAGUUCCACUUCGAAACCCCUGUUAGCGAAAUCAUAGAGCAGUUACAAGAUGCAGAGUUUUCGCGCAAGCUGGAGCAAGCAGUCCAGGCGAAGCAGGAGGCGGUUGCCAAGCAGAUGCAGUACUGGCAGAAGCUAGGAUGA